AGCUGCCAAAAAAGAUGCCAGGAGGAGCCGGCAGGAGAAGGCGAAGGAGGCGGCCAAGGAGAAGCCCCUCCCUCGGAGGCGGCCGCUGAUGAGCAAGCCCGUGGACGACGUGUACCUGACGUGGCUCUACAGGAGACCCUCCUAUGGGCUGGAGCAGGCCGUGGGCAUGCUCAAGAGGUUCCAGGAGCUGGACUUCACCCACCCCAAGCAGUUUGUGUACAUCAACGUCUUCCUGGACAUGGCACUGCAGAAGAAGAAAAAAGUGGAUCCUUUUUCCAGCGGUGUCGCUCUCCCCCAUCGCUUUACGGAUGAGGUGAACAAGGUCUUGGUGUUCACAGAGAAUGAGCAGGAAGCUGAGGUAGCUCGAGAGCACGGGGCUGCCAUCGUGGGAGGAGUUGAAUUAGUCAAAUGGAUCCUGGAGGAUGAAAUCCAGGCUGAUUUCUACGUGGCUGUCCCUGCCAUCAUCCCCAAGUUAAUCCCCCUGAGGAACAAGCUGAGGAAGAAGUACCCCAGCACCAAGAGAAAUUCCCUGGGCAGUGACAUUCCCAGAAUGGUGCAGUUCUUCAGGGAAUGUCACGAGUACUCGGUGGAGGACGAGAGCGUCAUCAAGACAAGGAUAGCCAGACUGGAUAUGCCCACUGAGCACAUCAUUGCCAACCUGAAAACAAUUAUCCAGGAUAUCUGCACCUUCAAGCCAUCCAAUUUUGAUCCCAUUGUGCAGAGGCUGGUUAUCAGAUCCUCCACCAGUGAAGGCUUGCUGCUGAACCUCGAUGGAAUCCUACCUCAGGUGGAGAAAGCAGAGGAGAAAGAGGAAGAAGAUGCAGCUGAUGAGGAUCAGCAAAAACCUGUCCAGGAAUCCGUUAGUACCUGACGUCUUCUCCGUGUGGGCCUGGCGCUCCAGCUGGGGAAGCAGAUGUGAAGUGUCACUCAAAUCAUGCUCUGUGAGAACAAAAAAUAAAUGCAGCUUGUGUAUUUCAUGUCUAAAUUGGGUGUAAGGUUGUCAGGAGCAGGAGCCUGUUGUCAGAACCCAGCAAGUGUUUUCCCCCAAGGAAGAACCGGCCGUGUUUUGUGAGGGGAGCGAGCAUUCACCUUGCUCCCAUGUUUCCUGGAAUACCAGCUGCAGACCCGGCUCUUUGCCGCUGUUUUCCGCUUUCCUUCCAGGAGGUGGCGCUCCCGGCCUUCCCUCCUGUGCAGGCGUUGGAAUUGCCUGGAAUUUCUCCUGAAGUGGUUUUUUUUGGGGGGUUCUGUUGCUGAACACUUGUUCGUAAAGCUGCACCCCGAAAUGUAAGAUGGUUCCAGAAAGGAUUGGCUGUUUACCACAGGGAUGAGCUGGUCCAGAUCUGGAAAGGUUUAAAUCAUUCCUGCUACUGGAGGCAGGCCUCCUUUUUCCAAGAGCUUACUGGGAUCUGGCUGCAUGGGAGUUCUUUUAGCUCCCAUCAGAAGCAUUUGGCUGCUGUCAGUCAGGGUGACCAAUUCCUGCCAGGCCACGCUGAUUAUUUUUGGUUGUGUGUGGGGUGCUUUGCUCAGAGUUUGAUCCAAAAAUUCCCUUUGAGGUGUGUAUAGGAAGGUUUCACACUGACUUAAUAGACUUUGCGUGUUGCAAGUGGGAAAAACAAUGCCAGUGCACUGGGAUAUCUUUAUUGCUUAGGAAUUACACAUGUAAGGGAUGUUAUGAGGCAUUCCAGUGGUUGUGUGGUGUUUGCGACCCAAAAUUUAAUGUGAGUUAGCUGUUGGUGUAGAAAAGCAAAGCCUGUGGUAUUAUCUGAAUAGAUUUCUCUGUUCUCCUGGCUUAUUUCCAAGACUUCACUGUCCAUUUUGGGAAAAGAUAGGCCUGCCCUCUUUGAUGGGUGGAUUUAAAAAAAAAGUGAUGCUUAAGCAGAAAUGCACAGGUGAGCUUAAAUCAGAAGCUCUCAGACUGCUGAGUGUGCUCUCAGAGAAUAAAAGCAUGGAAUAACAAAGGUUCCUGCAGGGAUCUGCACUUGGAAAAUCCCAGAGCUGUGGGGACACGGGCAAUCUGGGCCUCUGGAGGUCAGGGGGGCAAGAGAAGGAGCUGGUGGGCUCAGCAAGUUUUCAGGUGCAGUUCUGAACUUGUGCUCCUGAUUGCUGAGGGAGUAAUGCCCCUGCUCUGUGCCAUGCUGAAACAGUGCUGUACAAGCUGUUGAGUGCCUUGGGACUUCCUUUUAUCCUGGAAUGCUGGAUUGGCAUGGGGAGGGGAGAGAUGGAAGGGAUGAUCACCAAGAGAUGGCUCCUCUGUAAUGAGCAGAGUCCCCAGACAGGCAGAGUGGCACUUGUACGUGUGGUUCUUGGGCCAAGGUGCUUUAGAAAUCCCUAUGAUUGUCCCACUGAGCAUGGAGGCAGUGCUGCAGCACCUCUAGCCCUGCAGAUGAUGUAUGAGGGCUUUUAGGUUUGUUUUUGUGGCCCUGCUGUUAGUUUAACUGAGGAGGAGAGCUGGGAUUCAAGCUCAGCGAAACAGAAACAUUUGCCCAAAGAAGGAAGAAGUUGUCCUGGGAGCCUGUGUGCAGCUGUGGGGAGUGCAGGGCUGACACUCAGCCCCAACCUGGACUUGUAGGGAAUUUGUGGCUCUCCAAAAAACCUGGAAUCCCUGCGGGUCAAGCUGAGUUCAUGGGAGUUGUGCCACUGCUGGAGGAGCAGGGCAGGGAUGUGCAGCUGCCACCAGUGCUGACAGGUUUUUAGUGCUGAGAUGAGUGUUGUGAGUGAUUAAAUAGGAUUUUGUUAUCCAUGUUCUGCAAUACCACUGGUCUUGCCAGACUCUGGCAGAGAGGCUAAUGCUGUAGCCAAAACUGUCCGUGUGGGAAUAGCUGGAUUGACUGAAAUAGGACAGAGGAGGGAAAAAAGCUUUUGAGGCUGACAGAAAACGCUGUUAGGGAUAAACAUAAUUUUCCAAGCAGUUAUUUCUGUCAGUACCUCAGCUUGCAGGUGUCUAGAGGCUUCAUCCCACCAGGACAUGAAGGCAGAAGUGUCAGUGUGUCUCCUGCUUGGAAAACAAGAGGAAAAUGCCAGUCUUCCCAAAUUGUCAGGUACUGGGAGAUGCUGGGUGAAGGUCACACGUGGUGACCCUGCCAUGCCAUGUUGUUUUUGUGGGCUAAUCUCAUGGAUUUUAAAAAGGAAUAUUAAUAAAAUUGUAAAAAACCCAGUUAAAAGCUGGAAAAAUAUUUAAGUGUCAGGGGUUCUGGAAGUGGGGAAUGCACAUGAUGACAACUUCACUUGCCAGAGAUGGAUGGAUCCUUCUCAGAGCCAUGCUUGUCCAGCUGUUCUGUGCAAGUGUGAGCCAGCACGUGGCCAGCUCUCCAGGAACACAAGGUAUGUCUGCUCAAUCUCUUCAGCCAGGGAUUUGCCAAGUGGAGGAAUGGCUCCUUCACACCAACUUGCAGAAAACUGACCUCUGCCUAGAGGUUUGGUAAAAGGGAGGCUAAAAGUGGUUAAUUUCUACAACCCCAGUGACUUUUUGUGCCAUUAUGUCAAAGAUCUAUGGCAGCAGCUGACAGCUGCAUCGGUGCUUUGCAAGUUGUACCCUUCGGGCUUUCAGCCUUUGAACGAUCUCAUAUUUCUCCUGAGAGAGUCUGAAGCUUAUUUGAUAAUUUUAUUUGCUGCUAAUCUGUAAGUAGACUCAAAACAGAAAUGCUGCUUUUGUGUUCCAAUAGGAUGUGAAGGACAAAACUUUAGCAAACUUUGAAUUUCUGAAAAUUUCAGGUCUUUUGCGCUGAGUGCCAAACUUAAGAAAUGCUGGAAAUGAGUGCUUGCUAGAGGGAAAAUCUGAAAAAUUACCUAAGUUAUGGGUCUGGAGUUCUGACUUUUAACAGGGUCUUUGGAGCAGUGUUGUGGGAACGGCAGGAAGGAAGGUGGGAGAAAUAGGGAGGAGGAGGAGGCAGUAGCUGGACUAGGGAAACAAGUUGUCAAAGCCUAAAGAACAGCAGCAGGAAGAUGAAGAACAAAAAUGGUGAGAAGAUGGACCGGACACAUUUAUAUGAAGCCUGUUCUGUAUGAAGCUGUUGAACACUAUGUGCUUGGCUUUCAUUAUUUUCACCUGUUCUAUAUGAAAUUAUUGAACGCUCUGUGUGCUUGGUUUUAA
This is a messenger RNA of Zonotrichia albicollis (white-throated sparrow), 4090 nucleotides long. Lineage: Eukaryota; Metazoa; Chordata; Aves; Passeriformes; Passerellidae. The record is from RefSeq and is a predicted model, not a curated record.